AUGGGAUGUACUCUGAGCGCAGAGGAACGAGCCGCCCUCGAGCGGAGCAAGGCGAUUGAGAAAAACCUCAAGGAGGAUGGCAUCAGCGCCGCCAAAGACGUGAAAUUACUCCUGCUGGGGGCUGGAGAAUCUGGAAAAAGCACCAUUGUGAAGCAGAUGAAGAUCAUCCAUGAAGAUGGCUUCUCUGGAGAAGACGUGAAACAGUACAAGCCUGUUGUCUACAGUAACACCAUCCAGUCCCUGGCAGCCAUUGUCCGGGCCAUGGACACUUUGGGCAUCGAAUAUGGUGACAAGGAGAGAAAGGCCGAUGCCAAGAUGGUGUGUGAUGUGGUGAGUCGGAUGGAAGACACGGAGCCCUUCUCUCCAGAGCUGCUCUCCGCCAUGAUGCGACUCUGGGGUGACUCGGGCAUCCAGGAGUGCUUCAACAGAUCCCGGGAGUAUCAGCUCAACGACUCUGCCAAAUACUACCUGGACAGCCUGGAUCGGAUCGGGGCCGCCGACUACCAGCCCACCGAGCAGGACAUCCUCCGAACCAGGGUCAAAACCACCGGCAUCGUAGAAACCCACUUCACAUUCAAGAACCUCCACUUCAGGCUGUUCGACGUCGGGGGCCAACGAUCUGAACGCAAGAAGUGGAUUCACUGCUUCGAGGACGUCACGGCCAUCAUCUUCUGUGUCGCGCUCAGCGGCUAUGACCAGGUGCUCCACGAAGACGAGACCACGAACCGCAUGCACGAAUCGCUGAAGCUCUUCGACAGCAUCUGCAACAACAAAUGGUUCACAGACACGUCCAUCAUCCUGUUUCUUAACAAGAAGGACAUAUUCGAAGAGAAGAUCAAGAAGUCUCCACUAACCAUCUGCUUUCCUGAGUACACAGGCCCCAACAGCUUCACAGAAGCCGUGGCUUACAUCCAGGCCCAGUACGAGAGCAAGAACAAGUCAGCCCACAAGGAGAUCUACACCCACGUCACCUGUGCCACCGACACCAACAACAUCCAGUUUGUCUUUGACGCCGUGACGGACGUCAUCAUCGCCAAAAACCUUCGGGGCUGUGGCCUCUACUGAGCCCUGGCCUCCCCACGCAGCCACCCACCACCCUGCCCAGCCUGCUGUCUCACCCCUGCCCUGGAACCAGAGGUCCGCCACCUCCCAGACUGCUCUCUACCCUUGGCAAGGAAGCACCAGCGGCUGGCACUGAAAGAGGAAGCACCCUCCAUGGUCGCCCUAGCCCCAGAUGCCAGGACACGUGGUAACGGGGCUGGCAGGGCGCCAAGUGCCUGCACCCGCCAAAACGGGAGACUCACUGGUCUCUGCUUCGUCGCUGGGUGUUUUCCCCAGGGGAGAGGGGUGUGGGGGCCAAGGCCACCGCCGGCCCAGAAUGGGCGUCUCUGCACGUAGUGGUUCAUGCUCGGGGUCCUUGGCUCUCCUCCUGUCUUCUGAGGCUGUGCAGAUGGUGGGGCAGGGUGCUGGCAGGGGCCAUGGGAGCCACUGCUCAGCUUUUCUUGGGAUCUCUGUGGUCGAGGGCAGCUCCAUCACCAAAAGCCAGGGUGGGACCAGGCCACCAACUGUGUGUGGGUCUGGGGGCUCAGGCCUUGGUGAGUGCCUCCCACCUCCUCCCCUUGCAUCUCAGCCCCGAACGCCAGCCCUUCCUUCUCUGAGCCUUCCUCCUUUCACAUCUUUGGGGCUCCCCAAUACCCUCCUGGGGAACCCCUGACUCUUUAUAGUCUGGAAAUGCUUCUGAGACUGACUUCUUGCAAAGGCAUGUGGUAGAUGGUAGGAGGGGUUGAGUCCCACGGUGUCUGGACAGAGGUCGGGGAAGAGGCGGUGGGGGGAGGAGGCCGGGGGAGUGGCUCUUGUGUUGACUGGGAUGGGAGACUCACACCCAGUCUUUGCAGGCCCCAGGAUGGCUUAUCUGUUUCUCCCAUACGUGCUUUUUCUUCUCAAAUUCACAGUGAAUUCAAUGCAAACUAGCCAGCGCAGCAGAGGGUUUGGGGACUGGAGGUUCUGUAGUUGAGGAGGCCCAGGGGAGGGGUGGACAUGACCCCUGUAGCCAACGUCCCAGCAUCCUUCUGUCUUGGUGAAGAAAUCGGAGAGUUUGUCCACAGCCCUUGGGGUCCCGCCAGCCCCUGGGGGCAGAUGGAUGGGCCCAUCCUACUGGAGUGUACGCUGUGAGGGGCGCAGCCUGCUCUCCUGGACAGAGUCCUGAGACCCCUUGGACGGGUUUUGCCACAGAGAUCCCUGAGCAGCAAAGGGUGGGGUGACUUCUCUUCCGGGUGACCCAGGCCCUGACUGGCCUCUGGCAAUGAACACACCUCUUUCUCUCUCCUGGGCGCCUCCAGUUGGUUGAUGCCACCAGCCAACACCCCAGGCAGACCCUGUGUGCUUGGGUGGCAGCUCUGCCUGGGGAACCAGAUGUACCCAACGGGAGGAGAGGAGCUGCUCCUUUAGGGGCCUCUGGGUCCCUCCUCAAGACUUCUGCUCCUCCAGCCCCCACUCUGGGCUUUGCUCAGUCCCGGGCCAGGCAGGACCCCUGGCCUCCCAGUGCAGCCCCUGACUGCCCCAAGGCCAGGAGCUCUGGGCUUCUUGUUUCCAACAGACACAGAGCUCUGGGUGGUGCAUGGGAGACCGGGCGCACCUUCCCUAGUGCCAAAUGCCUGCACGGGUGGGUACCACCAAGGUGAGCCCCAUUCCCUCCUGGCUGUCUUGCUGCUGCCCCUGGCCUCAUGGGAAAUCACAAGGCAGCCAGGCUGCAGGAGCCACCCUGGCAGCCCGGGUGCACUGCAGUUUUGUUUGCCUUGUGUGCUAUGCCUUGUGCCAGGUGCUGGGUUGUGGCAGAGGACAGGCCGCUGGAGCCAACAGCCUCCAUGUCCUGCACGGGCAGCCAGGGCCAGUCAGGCCGUCUUGCCAACACUGAAAACGUAGCAGUUAUUUCUUGGCACCACCACCCUGGAUGUGGCCAGCUGUGCCCCUAACUCUGCCCUGUGACCCCAGAUUCAAAGGCAGCUGACAAGAAGGGGAUGCUGGCCAAACCCCACCUCUGAGGCCUGGAGGUGGGAGUCACCGGCUCGCCAGGCCCAGGGCAGCAGGCAGGCGUGAGGGCCCUGGGCCUCAGCCCACCCUGUCUGCACCUUUAGGAGGCUGGGGAGCAGGGUGGCUUGGGGCCUCCCUGCCCUUGCGUCUCCUGGGCUGUCUUUCCUCUCCCAGAUGCUCUGUCCUGCUCAGCUUCCUGUGUUGCUCUUGCCUUCUGACCCCGGCCUGCCCAGGGGGUCCUUGGCUGUCUAGUCAAAGCCCCCAAGGAGUGAUAGGCCCUCCCUGUCCACUGUGUCUCCCAUCCACGUCGUCACAGCUGGCUGCACCAUGGGGAGGAAUGAUUGAGGUGACAGAUGAGUUUUGGCUCCGUCGUGGGUGUAGGUGUGGGGGAGAUGUUAUGGGUGGCCCUGUGUGCGCCCAGGAGAGGCCGUGCUUCAACUCUCCGAAUGCCUUUGGUUUUUCAGACCAAAGGGAUACUGAUUUCUAGGAGAGGUGCCUUUGCCAAACACCUGAAAAUUGUGCCUGACAUCCAUCUAGGUGCCUGUGGGCAAGCUCUGUGCCCUGCACCGAUUGCCCUCACGAGAGCACGGUCUUGGCCUUCCCACCACGAAUUGAGAGAGGCCCCAAGGCUCUCCGGCCUGACUGGAGCGGGCAGUGCCUGAGACCCAAGGAAGGGCUCUGUGGAGCCUGUGGACUCUGGCCUGAGGAGGGUGCAGGGUCUGCCCCAGCCCUGAGCAGGCGGCACAGCUCGGGGCCUCUCAUCCACAGCUUUCACAUUCUGGCUCUGUGGCCCCUUCCAUGGAGCCCUGGAUGCCCUGGCCCUUUCUCUCCCCUCUGGGCCCAGCAGAGCCUAAGAACCCGUGGCCACAUGCUCCUGCCAUGGGGCAGUGGGCAGAGCCCAGGCAGGAGACCACCACCGUAUCUGGUGCCAGGAGGCAGCUCUGCCUCCCAGCCUCUCCUCUGCGUACGGCUCCACGCCCCGCUGAUGGGAACUGCCCUUCCUGACUCCCCAAGUGCCCUCCCUACCCAGAGCCCCCACAACCAGGCUGUCCGUAAACCGCCAACAUGGAAGGCCCUUACCCAGGCCCUUCCCUCCUGCCAGGGGGAGUCCUGCCAGGGGAGCAAGUAUCCCACUGCGCCCGCCUAACCCUGCCGCAGCGUCUGCCCCAGUGGGCGAUUCUGCAGGUGCUCCUCUGGCCUGCGCCUUUCCUGGCUCCUCCGCCCUCCCCCUGGCCUGACCUAGUGCACUCUUGAGCCCUCUUGGUGAGUAAAUCCAUCGCAAUCCAGGCCUCAGUCUCUUCCCUCCGGACCAGGCAGUGUCCUGCCCGGCCCCCUUUUUGAGAAGUCUGGCGCACAAGGCCUCUUCAGGCGGCCUCUGCCCUUCCCCGAGCCUUCCGGAAGUCUUCAGGCACAACCUGGCCGUUCCCAGGAACUGAGGCCCGAGGCUCCGGCUCCACGGCCACCAGGGAUUCAAUCUGGGAUGCAAAGGCCAGCACCCUCCAGACAGCACCCCCAUGUCACCCCACAAGCCUACAGAGUGCAGGGUCCAGCAGCCCAGGGCACUGAGACGGGACACAACAGCCAGACCAGGAACAGGGCCUGGGCGUGAGCUGCUGCCCCCCACUCCCCACCCCCAGUGAGGCAAGUCCUCAGCCCUCUUGCCCAGGAGCAAAGCGGGGCCUUCCCUUGGGGGCUCCAGACAGACUCCACCCCCAACCAGAUGAAGGCCCCUGUCAAGGGAGGGCCUGCUCGGGGCAGAAGCAGAAAGAAGGCCCACCCAGACCACCCGCGUGAACCCAUAGCCUGUUCCCAGCAGAGCCAGCAACGCGGAGGCACCCCUGCUCCUGUGGCCCAUCCUCUCCUCACCCCCUCACCAUGCGUUCCUGCUGGCUCCCUGAGCAGCUAGGCCCUUCACCUCCUGGUCUCCUCUGCCUCGGUCCCUGCGUCCUCUGUGCCCUGUGCCCCUUCCCCUCCCCGUGCCCCUUCCCCUCCCCUUGCCUGGCAGGGUGGGCUGGGGUGCCUCUCCUUCCUUAGCAAACCUCUCUUAGGUGCAGUAGUCCCACCUCCCAACCCCAUCGCCACCCACCCCAUAGUAACUGUAAUUUUGUAAGCAGGGUGACCCGUUGGUUUAAUAAAUCUCUAGUCAUUGUAAUAAUUUAUUGGCUGCCGUAAUGUAUUUAUUAGUCACCUACAAUUAAUAAAAAGUGCCAGCUUUUUCUAGCAUGAGUGUGGUGUGUUG
Molecule: messenger RNA, 5269 nt
Organism: Hippopotamus amphibius kiboko
Lineage: Eukaryota; Metazoa; Chordata; Mammalia; Artiodactyla; Hippopotamidae
Gene: GNAO1
Product: G protein subunit alpha o1
Exons: 8
Coding region: 1-1065 (354 amino acids)
Biological process (GO): G protein-coupled dopamine receptor signaling pathway; adenylate cyclase-modulating G protein-coupled receptor signaling pathway
Cellular component (GO): heterotrimeric G-protein complex
Molecular function (GO): GTP binding; corticotropin-releasing hormone receptor 1 binding; mu-type opioid receptor binding
Source: RefSeq, a predicted model, not a curated record